Molecule: messenger RNA, 641 nt
Organism: Ictidomys tridecemlineatus (thirteen-lined ground squirrel)
Lineage: Eukaryota; Metazoa; Chordata; Mammalia; Rodentia; Sciuridae
Gene: Mpc1l
Product: mitochondrial pyruvate carrier 1 like
Biological process (GO): pyruvate import into mitochondria
Cellular component (GO): mitochondrial inner membrane
Source: RefSeq, a predicted model, not a curated record
UUGGGGGCACUGCGUGUUCUGGGCUCAACGCUCCAAGUCAUUGAGGGCUGCCAGUUCGGCCGUUGACGGUCCGACGGCCAGGCGAUCAUGGGGGUGACGGAAGAGGUGUUGAAGAAGGCCAAAGACUACGUGAAGACUAAGGAGUUCCGGGAUUACGUAACCAGCACCCACUUCUGGGGUCCUGUGGCCAACUGGGGCCUUCCAUUGGCCGCCUUGAGGGACAUGAAGGCGUCGCCGGAGCUCAUCAGUGGCCGCAUGACCACAGCGCUCAUCUUGUACUCGAUGACCUUCAUGCGCUUCGCCUACCGUGUGCAGCCUCGAAACAUGUUGUUGAUGGCGUGCCACUUCACCAACGUGGUGGCACAGAGUGUGCAGGCUGGCCGCUACAUAAACUAUCACUAUCUUGGUGACGCCCAGCGGGCCACCGCCGCCAAGGGCAGCGCAACUCCAGCGGCUAGCUCCGGUGUCCAGUGCCCCCCAAAAGCUUUCUAAUGUGUGGGGACUCCAUCAGAUCUUUGCAGCUUGCAGGCUGAGCCACAUUUCCUUCCGAAGACCCAUGGAAAUUGGUUCUGACUCAAAAAAACAAUGAGAAAAUGACUUAAAACUGCAGUUUGAUUAAUAAACAAUAGCAUCACAAUGAA